AUGUCUGAUAUGAAAGCAUCCGUGGCACCUAGUGCCGACGGUUUCCAUGUUGAGGGUUACGAGAAGAUCGAGUACGACUUCACCUUCAUUGACGGAGUCUUCGACAAGAACAACAACGGCCUUGCAGAUUGCUACAGACGAUGGGGAAGAUGUCUUGCGAUCAUGGAUAUGAACAUCUUCAAUCUCUAUGGAGCAGAGAUGCAGCAGUACUUUGAGCAUCACAACAUCGAGCUCGACGUUCACAAGACUAUGAUUGGCGAGAAGGCCAAGAGCAUAGAGACUUUUCUGUCAAUCGUGGACUCCAUGAACAAGUUUGGCAUCUACAGAAAGGAGCCAGUCCUCGUGAUUGGAGGCGGACUGGUCACAGACGUUGCUGGCUUCGCAUGUGCGGCAUACCGAAGGAACACUAACUACAUCCGUAUCCCUACCACCGUGAUCGGUCUCAUCGACGCUUCGGUGUCGAUCAAGGUCGCAGUGAACUACGGCAAUUACAAGAACCGCCUGGGAGCUUACCAUGCCCCAAUCCGCACUUUCCUCGAUUUUGGUUUCCUUCGCACCCUGCCAGAAGCUCAAAUAAGAAAUGGUUUUGCAGAGCUCAUCAAGAUCAGCUCUUGUGCCGACCUGAAGACAUUCGAUGCCCUUGACAAGUACUGCGAAGAGAUCAUUAGCACCGCGUUUGGUCGUACAGACAAUGCCUCUCCUGAAGUCCGCAAGGCUUCUGAUAUUUUGGAGAGGGACAGCAUUCAUGAGAUGCUGAAGCUUGAGACGCCUAAUUUGCAUGAGAUUGGUCUUGAUCGAGUGAUCGCCUAUGGCCACACCUGGUCGCCACUCCACGAACUCGUCCCCGAAGUUCCCCUCCGCCAUGGUCACGCAAUCUCCAUCGACAUGGCCUACUCCGCCACCCUCGCCCACAUGCGCGGCAACCUCCCCGACACCGACUACAAGCGCAUCCUCAACCUCUUCUCCCGUGCAGGUCUCUCCAUGGACCACCACCAAUUCAACGAAGAAAUCCUCCAGAAGGGCACCAAAGCCAUCCUGCGAACACGAGACGGCAAGCUUCGGGCGGCCAUCCCAAGCCCGUUGGGCAAAUGUGUCUUCCUGAACGAUGUGACUCAGGAUGAGCUUAAUCAGGCACUGAGGAAACAUAAGGAGGUUAUGAAGAGCUUUCCUCGCCAGGGCGAUGGUAUCGAGGCGUUCGUUGAUGCUUCCGAUACCGGCUACACCAUGAACCAGGUGCCCGUUGAGCAUGCCAACGGUGUCAGCGAGAAGCUGAAGAAGCUGAAGGUACUUAACGAUGAUACCAGCAUGAAUGGUGCGAAUGGUCAUGCCAAUGGUGUGGAGACGAACGGUAAUGCUGUCAAGGAUGCGAAGUACCACGCUUCAAGACCAGAAGGUGUUGAUGGGACUCAGGGCCAGCCAAACGGCCACAUUGUGAAUGGGAACGGCCACACCAAUGGUGUUCACUAG
This is a messenger RNA of Zasmidium cellare ATCC 36951, 1467 nucleotides long. RefSeq lists its product as uncharacterized. Gene Ontology annotation, molecular function: 3-dehydroquinate synthase activity. The coding region runs from base 1 to 1467 and encodes 488 amino acids. Lineage: Eukaryota; Fungi; Ascomycota; Dothideomycetes; Mycosphaerellales; Mycosphaerellaceae. Gene Ontology annotation, biological process: antibiotic biosynthetic process. The transcript has 6 exons. The record is from RefSeq and is a predicted model, not a curated record.